Molecule: messenger RNA, 2477 nt
Organism: Etheostoma cragini (Arkansas darter)
Lineage: Eukaryota; Metazoa; Chordata; Actinopteri; Perciformes; Percidae
Gene: meis2b
Product: Meis homeobox 2b
Exons: 13
Coding region: 474-1649 (391 amino acids)
Biological process (GO): eye development; positive regulation of cell population proliferation; brain development
Molecular function (GO): RNA polymerase II cis-regulatory region sequence-specific DNA binding; DNA-binding transcription activator activity, RNA polymerase II-specific
Source: RefSeq, a predicted model, not a curated record
GCUGGUUGCACCCACACUGCUCCUCCACGUUUCGUCAUCACUGUGUUCUGCAGACGACAGAGCGGUCCUUUAGACAGCUGCCUUGCCGACCUGCGGACAGUGAGCGUGUCGCGCAGAGACAUGGACAUGAGGACACACUGAGUGCAGAUGACUGAGCCGCGGACCGUCAGGGCAUUCCUGUGAUAGGGACAACUGAUCAACGCCGGAUCAACAUAUCAAAUAAUCACACUUGACAGAUUAUCACUAACACCCGUUAAAGAACUAAGAAGACAGUUUGCCAGUCGCCAGUGCGCAUUUUGGCCCUUGUGGAUCUAUGCUUUUUUCAUCACUUUGCAUCGAUUUCAGUCAUUAUUGAUUUACCCAUGUCACAGGACAGGGCAGGAUUAUAAUUGCCUCUUGGAUGUAAAAGUCAUCGAUUUUCCUUUUCAUCAACACCAAACUUUUCUUUACACGUUUGGAAAUUGCUUACGAAGAUGGCGCAAAGGUACGAUGAGCUGGCUCUUUAUGGAGGCGCGAUGGACGGAGUCGGAGUCCCCACUUCCAUGUACGGAGACCAGCACGUCCCCCGGCCCCUGCCCCAGGUCCACCCCCUGAACCACGGGCCGCCUGCGCAUCCGACGCAGCACUAUGGAGCCCACGCGCCGCACAACAUCAUGCCCAGCAGUAUGGGCAGCGCCGUCAGUGACGCACUAAAGAGAGACAAGGACCAAAUCUACGGUCACCCUUUAUUUCCACUGUUGGCUCUGGUGUUUGAGAAGUGCGAGCUGGCAACCUGCACGCCCAGGGAGCCCGGGGUUGCGGGAGGAGACGUUUGCUCCUCCGACUCCUUCAAUGAAGACAUAGCUGUAUUUGCAAAACAGAUCCGCGCAGAGAAACCUUUAUUUUCUUCCAACCCAGAGCUAGAUAACUUGAUGAUUCAAGCAAUUCAAGUCCUACGAUUUCAUCUCCUGGAAUUAGAAAAGGUUCAUGAGCUCUGUGAUAAUUUCUGCCACCGGUACAUCAGCUGCUUAAAAGGCAAAAUGCCUAUUGACUUGGUCAUAGAGGACCGAGACAUCUGCAAGUCGGACUUCGACGACCUCUCUGGACUCUCCACCAACCUUGCUGAUCAUAACCCCAUAUCCUGGAGAGACAUGGAUGACACCCACUCCAUGCCCUCUGUGGGCACCCCGGGACCGUCCAGUGGAGGACAUGUUUCUCAGAUUGGCGAUAACACCAGUGAACUUGGAGAUGCCCUCGACAACAGCCUGGCAUCACCAGGCACAGGAGACGAGGAUGACCAAGAUAAGAAAAGGCAGAAGAAACGAGGCAUUUUCCCCAAAGUAGCAACAAAUAUAAUGAGAGCAUGGCUCUUCCAGCACCUUACGCACCCGUAUCCCUCAGAGGAACAGAAAAAGCAGCUAGCACAAGACACAGGCCUCACCAUUCUUCAAGUGAACAACUGGUUUAUCAAUGCAAGGAGGAGAAUAGUCCAGCCUAUGAUUGACCAGUCCAACAGAGCAGUGAGUCAGGGAACAGCUUACAGUCCAGAUGGCCAGCCAAUGGGAGGAUUUGUUCUUGAUGGGCAGCAGCACAUGGGUCUUCGGCCUGGAGGGCCAAUGGGAAGCAUGGGCAUGAACAUGGGCAUGGAUGGGCAGUGGCACUACAUGUAAAUCCACUUCACUGAGGCAAGCCUGAAAAACACUGGUGAAGCCUCCAUGGUGGGCUCAGGGAUCUUCUUCCAUCUGGCUGUGGAGCUCAGUACUGUAGCCGCCUCAGCUGCCACCACGUCAAACCCACCUGAUCAUAUAUCCACUUGACUACUCCCACUCCCACCUCACUUUGCCCAAACCUGCAAGGUGUGCAGGUGUAGAGGAUUGCAUGGAAGCACCAGGCCGCUCAAAACUUUAACAUUAAAUGAAACAGAGACUUGGAGUUUUACGGCUGCAUGGAAAAUAUAAGGAUGAAGGGCUUCAUAGUGAAGAGAAGCAGUUUUACACAUCUCUUCCGUUUUGUUAAAAUUAUGUAUUUAUUUUUCUACAUCAGCGGAUCACGGGAAAGACAACUUUUUACCAUUUUACAAGUAAAAUAAAAUUGUACAAAACACACACACACACACACACACACAACCUCUCUUUACAGUAAAACAAAACAAAAAAACACUGUGAAUAUAUUUUUUUUAAUAUAAGACUUUAAUUGUUGUACUAUAUGUGUAUUCUUUAUUUGGAUGUUUCUAUUUAUGUUUGUACUUUGUGAUCACUAGAGGAGUGAGCUUCUACCACUGACUUGUGUUUUUUUAAAUCCCAACUUUAAUCAAAAAAAUUGUAAAGGACAAAAAACUGUACAUUUUUGUUUCUGUCUUCAAUGCACUGCAUCUCUUUCUUUUACUUAUAAAUUUGAACUAAAACCUUCUUUUUUUUACAAUGUUUUGAAUAGCUGUUAGCACCAAAACACAGAGAUGUCUGCUCUCAAAUCAAGUACACAAACUUAAAUGAGUAAGA